AUGGCCGAUAACAUGUCAAUUAUGAGCAAUCAUGUUCCAAUGUCUGCAGUAAGUUCGCAGGCUGGUUCUCCGGUCCUCUCUCCUCGCAAUCGUCCUCCGACCAGUUCGUAUCUCAAACGACACAAAAGUGUCAAAUUUGCAUAUUUAUCCGGCGAAACCUCUUUCCAAAAGGGUAUCCUUGGAGAUUCCGAAACUUCUCUGGUCGGCAUUCUCGAAAUCAACUAUUCUCAACCACGCCACGUAAAAAGUAUCCUCCUCAACCUAAGAGGUGUAGAAAAAACCCUUUGGUACAAAGCUCAAGCACGCACAAAAUCCAUGCAUAUUGGCGAACAAGUUCUCGUUGAUCAAACGUAUAAAAUAUGGGAAGAAUCGGACGACAAACUUGUCAAAAGUAUAGAAGUUCCGUUCAGAGUCAAAUUGCCUUAUAAUCUCCCAGAGUCGGUUACGAGUGAAAUAGGCUCGGUAUCAUACGUACUCAAAGCUACCAUCACUCGCAGAGGAGGUCUAACCACAAACAAUACGCAAAUCGUCGAAAUAGUCUGCCCACUGAAACGCACUCUUGUAUUGGACAACCAGAACAGUCCCCCAUUCAAAUUACGCGGAGAAUCACGCAACGGUCUGGAUUAUACCUUUGUAUUACCUCCUAACAAACAGCUCAACUUGGGGACAUAUGUGACCAUCCCGAUGAGGAUUAGGUUCUUGAAACAAGGAAUCAGCGUAGAAAGAGUAGAGAUUGUUUUAAAGACAUGUAUGGACUUUCGCUGCAACAAUCCAAGUGAAACCCGUCAUUGUAAAGAACAAGCGGCCUCGCUGGUCAUUCCCAGACAAGAAAUGCAUUACCUUCAGCCGGUAUCUAAUCAAUACGAAGGCGAAUGCGUCCACACCAUCAACCUGUUCAUUCCGAGGAGCGUUCAGCCUACUUACUCUGGACGAUUCAUUUCGAUCACCCACCAGCUGGGCAUCAAAUUCUGUCUCUGGGGUGCGGAUUCAGACGUCAGCGUCGAAGAGAGUGUCCGAGUGGCGAAUAUUGUAGAGAAACACAGGACAGAUGCUCCAACGGCUCAACCACCGCCAUUGCCAAAGUCACCGCGCAUUCCUGCUCAAGCGCAUUCUCAAAUGGUAUCACAAGCAUUGAUGUAUCAGAGUCCGCGAACUUACCUCAAUGUUGGUGCUAUGAACAAUGUUGGUGCUAUGCACAAUGUUGGUGCUAUGCACAAUGCUGGUGCUAUGCACAAUGCUGGUGCUAUGCACAAUGCUGGUGCUAUGCACAAUGCUGGUGCUAUGAACAAUUAUCCUUAUGCCGACAUGCAACAAGCAUUGCCGUCGGCAGAUAGCGAUAGCGAGUUCGCCGAUAGACCAGAAAGGUAUUUCUCCGUAUAUAGUGAUCAAGAUUCGCCAAGGUCCCGAAGGCCAUCUGCGGUUUCCAACGAGAUGUCAUCUCCGCCGCCGCCGCCGUUCCCAUAUGACGGGCUUGUUGCACCAAAGGCUCCUUCAAUACCACCACCAAUCCCACCGCAAAUGAAAACACCGAAUUCGCCCAGGGUUGGUCCUAGAAAUGUUCCUAGGUCUGGUACACCUCUGCCAAAGCAUGCACCCACCCUACCCUCUUAUAUGACAUCAUUUUCGCCCCCGCCUUAUCAGCAGCCUCCGCCUGGCCAUCAUUACAUGGACGAGGUGUCAUAUGUUUAUGACUUUACGGAAUAG
Paraglomus brasilianum is the source of this 1704-nucleotide messenger RNA. Lineage: Eukaryota; Fungi; Glomeromycota; Glomeromycetes; Paraglomerales; Paraglomeraceae. The record is from the annotation of a GenBank genome assembly.